AUGAAACAGAGCAAGAACCGAGGGAUUAAUGAAUCUGUUUCGGUUUGCUGGAGCCCGUUUGGGAAUGAAUUAGAAAAUAACGAAACAAACAACGUUCUCGGCGGCGGCGGCAGCAGAAGUAGCGGUGGCUCAAGGGAAGUUAGAGAUGGGUUUCUUUGGUUUCGUGAUAUAGGGAAAUAUGGGUCCGGUAAAUUUUCCGUGCCCGUGAUCCAAGCGAACCAGGUGCUAGAGGACCAGAGCCAGAUUGAGUCGGGCCAAUUCGGCACCUUCGUCGGAAUCUAUGACGGACACGGAGGAUUCGAGGCGGCACGUUACGUUUGCGAUCACUUGUUCAGCAAUUUUCGAGCAAUGGUGGCUGAAUCGGGGGAAGUUGUGACUGCUGAGACCAUUCAAAGAGCUUUUCAACAAACAAAGGAAGGUUUACGGCCCUGGUGUCGGAGCUAUAGAAUACUCGACCAAAUAUGGCAAUUGUUGGACUUACAAUCAUUUGAGAGCUUUAAUUAUGUUCAUUCACGUGCUUUGAACAAAAGAAUGGGGGAUUAG
Molecule: messenger RNA, 543 nt
Organism: Hibiscus syriacus
Lineage: Eukaryota; Viridiplantae; Streptophyta; Magnoliopsida; Malvales; Malvaceae
Product: probable protein phosphatase 2C 42
Exons: 1
Coding region: 1-543 (180 amino acids)
Biological process (GO): protein dephosphorylation
Molecular function (GO): cation binding; protein serine/threonine phosphatase activity
Source: RefSeq, a predicted model, not a curated record